AUGGCGGACUUGUCUAUGUCUUCUCAUGCCAAAGGCUCUGAUGAGGUUAAGGAUUUUAUUUGUUUGUCAUGCAAAGAGCAAGCAAAAUUUAAUGCAGAUUUUUACUGCAAAACAUGUUUGAAACUGUAUUGUGGGAAAUGUAUUCAGUUGCAUGAUAAGUGGUUUAAAAAACAUUCAGCAUAUGGAAGGAAUGACAUGAAAGAAUGGCCAGUUUCAAAACUGGUGGAGGAAUUUCUGUUAAAGUGUGAAGCGCAUAAGGACGACAAAAUUGAAAUGUUAUGUGAUGACCACAGUCAUCUGUGCUGCACAAAGUGUGCCUUCAAUAAUCACAGCCAGUGCAGUAAAGUGACUCCAAUUAAUGAGCUGACCAACAAGCAGCCCACAGACCUACAGGGCCUGUUAGUGGAGCUGGAAACUGUCUUGGGAGAAAUAAAAAGUCUUCAGAUCAGUCAGGAGGCCAGCGUUGAGUCAUUGCAGAAAACAUACAAUGAACAUGAAGCAGUCUUAAUAGAACAAGUGUGUGGCAAUUUAAAUGCUGAUAUAGAUAAGUGGGGAAAUAAGUAUUUGGGCACAUCGGGGAAAAGUAAGCAAUAUAUAAAAGAAGACAUGUGUAGAAGUGUACUUUCUAUCUUGAAUGAAUUUGAUAAUAUUACUGUGAAGGAACUAAACGAGAUGAAAGUUGAAGUCAUAAGCAUAAAAGGGUCAGUUACAAGUUCCAUUCAUAAAUGCACCAGUCUUCACAGUGACUUGUUACAAUUACUUGAAAUCGUUCAUAAAAUUGGAGAUAAUAAGGAGCUCUGCCUUAUAGCCAGCAUAAAAUGUAAACAUAUCAUACAGCAGGCAUUGACUCUGCUUGGAAAGUCUGUCAAGGUGUUUAAGGCCCAGGGGAAGUCUGAGCACAAUGUGAGAAUAACAAGUGAUUCAAACACAUGCUGGAUCCAAGCUAUAUGUGCUCUCCCAGAUGGGCAGGUCCUGGUUGCAGACAACGAUAAUAAGAGAGUCAAGCUUCUGAGCCAGCAGUACCAGGUGGUGAGUCACUGGGAUGUGAAUGCUUAUCCACAGGCCAUAUGUUUGAUCACACCCAGUGAGGUUGCUGUGGCUGUGAAUAUUAGCAACAUACAUGAGGUCCAGUUUAUCACUGUUAACCAGGGAAAGCUUGUUCCUGGCAGGAAGUUUCAGUUACAACAUAAAUGUACAGGUAUUGCCCAUCACCAAGGAGACCUUUUUGUCACCUCUGGAAAAGAACUGUACAAAUACACACUGAGUAGCAAACUGAUCUGCAGACUCUAUGAAGAUUUGGAUUAUACACCUAAAACAAGGUUCAGAAAUAUUGAUUUAUAA
This is a messenger RNA of Dreissena polymorpha, 1341 nucleotides long. RefSeq lists its product as uncharacterized. The record is from RefSeq and is a predicted model, not a curated record. The coding region runs from base 1 to 1341 and encodes 446 amino acids. NCBI's taxonomy places the organism in Eukaryota, Metazoa, Mollusca, Bivalvia, Myida, Dreissenidae. The transcript is spliced from 3 exons. Gene Ontology annotation, molecular function: zinc ion binding; protein binding.